CACCUCUAUAUAUAUACAAACUCACCACGCCCUUCUCCUCAACUUCUGAUUUCUAGAACACCGCACGCUAUGGCCACCACCUCCUUCCUCUCCGCGCUCCUGGCGCUCCACCUCCUGGCCGCCGCGCACGCCAUCGGCGUCAACUACGGCACGCUCGGCGACAACCUCCCGGCGCCGGCUGCGGUGGCCAACUUCCUCAAGACGCAGACCACCAUCGACCGCGUCAAGAUCUACGACGUCAGCCCGCAGAUCCUUCAGGCCUUCGCCAACAGCAACAUCUCCGUCACGGUCACGGCCCCCAACGGCGACAUCGCCGCCCUCUCGAAGAUCGAGUCCGCCAGGCAAUGGGUGGUCGCAAACAUCAAACCGUUUCAUCCUCAGACCAAAAUCAACUACAUCCUCGUCGGAAGUGAGGUCCUCCACUGGGGCGACACCGCCAUGAUUCGCGGCCUCGUUCCCGCCAUGAGGACCCUCCACUCCGCCCUCAUCGCUGAAGGCAUCACCGACAUUAAGGUGACGACUGCACACUCUUUGGCGAUAAUGCGGUCAUCGAUUCCACCGAGUGCGGGAGCAUUCAGGCCGGGGUUUGCAAAGCACGUGCUGGGCCCAAUGCUCAAGUAUCUGAAGGAGACUAGGACCCCUUUUAUGGUGAACCCGUACCCGUAUUUCGGGUACAACGGGAAAAACGUGAACUUUCUGUUGUUCAGGCCCAACCGCGGUUUGACCGACAGGAACACCAAGCUCCACUACACCAACCAGUUCGAUGCCUUGAUGGACGCCGUGCUCUCCGCCAUGAAGGCCCUCGGCUACGGUGACGUCGACAUCGUCGUCGGGGAAACCGGCUGGCCCUCCGUUUGCGACGGUUGGGACGCCUGCAGCAUCGACAACGCCCGCUCCUACAACGCCGAGCUCAUCAAGCACUUGGCUUCGGGCAAGGGAACGCCGUUGAUGCCCAACCGAACCUUCGAGACUUACCUUUUCGCGCUUUUCAACGAGAACCAGAAGCCCGGCCCAAUAGCCGAGCGCAACUGGGGCCUGUUCCAGCCCGAUUUCACUCCCGUUUACGACUCCGGAGUCUUCCGCACUGGACAGAGACCAGCAAGGCCUAUAACUCCUACUAGACCUGCAACGCCUGCAGCACCCGCAGGACCUGCAGUGGGAGGGCAAAAAUGGUGUGUGCCAAAGGCAGAAGCCAGUGACCAAGCUUUACAAGCAAACAUAAACUAUGUCUGCAGCCAAGGAGUUGAUUGUAAGCCAAUUCAACCAGGUGGAAAUUGUUAUGCAGCCAACAACGUUAAGGCCCUUGCAACUUAUGCCAUGAAUGCCUAUUACCAAGCCAAUGGUCGCCAUGAUUACAACUGUGACUUCUCCAACACCGGUCUUAUCACCACUACUAAUCCAAGCCAUGAUAAUUGCAGAAUCUGAGGAUGUUUAUUUACGGUCGUAUAAUCAGAGGCGGGAGAGGAAGAUAGAGAAUGCCCAUUGUCAUAUGUUGUCAGUGUGGCUGUGUCAGUUCAUUUGCGAUUAUGCAUUCAUGUACCCAAAUUAUUUAGUUUGUAAAUUGCGUGUUCUGGAAAAAGAAUGUUAACUUGGCAUGACAUUUCAUGCUUUGGCUAAAUAUUAUGGUCCAUCAACGACUAAAUCGUAGGAACAUCGCUUUAAUAUUAAAAUCGUUCGUAGCUUAA
Molecule: messenger RNA, 1685 nt
Organism: Cajanus cajan (pigeon pea)
Lineage: Eukaryota; Viridiplantae; Streptophyta; Magnoliopsida; Fabales; Fabaceae
Product: glucan endo-1,3-beta-glucosidase
Biological process (GO): carbohydrate metabolic process
Molecular function (GO): hydrolase activity, hydrolyzing O-glycosyl compounds
Source: RefSeq, a predicted model, not a curated record